GAUUAUUUUUUUUUAAACAUCGAUUGCAUUGGAGUCUCCUACACUGGACUGGCUACAAGAGAGCGACGUCGCGGGGAUUGAAGUGGCGUCUGCGGGCAUGGGUUUGGUGUCUGCUGUUGAGCACUGAACAUGGCGGAGCAAAGGCAAGAUAUGUACAUAGAAGGCGAGAUCGCGGGAGAUCAUUACAUGGAGGACCCGGUAUGUAAGAAAACAUACGAUAAUUGCAUUAGGCCUUGCGUGAUACCAUUUGCAGGCUAGCCUACUGAUUUUUUUCUUGAAUGCGCAAAUGAUUGUAGGCUACAUAACAACGUAGGGUUUAGGGAUAUUCCAGGUAGCCUAUGGUAUUAUUACUGCAACACAUAUGCCACGUCGAUGUCCCACCUAUGUUACCUGAUUGAUAUGACAGUUUCGUAUGUUUAAACGGCAUUGUCUUGCCGCAAUAUAUCCAUCCACUGGGGCGCGUCUUGCGCGCCUGCGUAAUGUGGCAGCAGCAUGUGUGGUUCUGAACAACAAUAUAAUUGCACCCUCAAACAACUACUUAAAACAGCUGUUCAUAUAGGCCACUGAGAUGCUAGACAUAUGUGGGCCCGCUGCCACUUUAGAAUUCCGAAACCUCAAGGCACUCGCUCAUCUCAUACAUUUCAGACAUGUUCUCAUGUUGUCUUAAAGUUUUAAAAUUGUCUCAUACUGCAUAGUCCUACACUACCCCUUAUGACACUGCAUAUUUCAGAUGUUUUGGCAUUACCCUUUCUAUAUAGGAGCUUGAAGCCAUCAAGGCACGGGUGCAAGAGAUGGAGGAGGAGGAGAGGCUGAGAGCGGUGCAGUAUGAGGCAACAGAGAGACAUAUCCAGGCAGGUGAGCUCCAACUCCUGUUCAGCCUUGCCAGUUGGCCCACACCUGAGCCCAUCUGCUGGGCUGGCCUGCCACGGUGUAGCUCACAUGAGCCUCAUCAUUGCCCAAUGAGACAAGCAGUGAGCCGCAGCGUAUCCUCAUUGCCCAAGGCCCGGCAACCUCUAUUUCAGGUUAUCCCUUCCUCUGAUGGAAUGGGACUGUCUCUUUAGUGUCUUCUCGCAAACACCUCUUGAUAAAAUAUCUAACUAGUCCUCAAUUCCUCUAGGUGUUGUUGUAAGUAGUUGCUUUGUGUUUGUCUUAAUUUCUAUUGUGUGCAAUAUGCUCCAGUGUUCUCUUCUGUUCAAAACAGCAGGAAUGUUCUAUACAAUGACCCAUGAGGAAAGGAUAGAUGCUGACAACAGAUCUGUCUAUGUGGGGAAUGUAAGGUUUAUCUAUUUAAGGUCUACAUUUAUCUUUAGCAUUCAUGUCAAGUUAUACACACAUCCUAUUUGAUAUGAUAUCCACAAAGUAACUGAGGGUCCUCAUGCGUAGACUCAUGAUGUUUUCUGAAAAUGAAAACAGGUGGAGUAUGGUGCCACUGCAGAUGAGUUGGAGAUCCAUUUCAAUGGCUGUGGUCCUGUCAACAGAGUAACCAUCCUUUGUGACAAAUUCUCGGGCCAUCCCAAGGGGUGAGGUUAACUAUCCAUUCCAUCAUGUGGGACCUCAGUUUCAAUGCGAAGUCCAAUUACAAAUAGUUUAUGCACCAUUUUAAUUUGUUUCUUGGACAUUUUGUAUGUUCUGCUUACAAUUUGAGUAUUUUAUUGUGUAUAAGUUGACAACUUUCUUUCUCCCAGUUUUGCAUACAUUGAGUUCCAUGACAGGGACUCAGUGCAGACUGCCAUGAGCCUGGAUGAGACGGUAUUCAGAGACAGAGUCAUAAAGGUUAGUAGGAAGGGAAAACCAGAAUUCUAAACUCAAAACACACUUGAUUGAUAAAGUUGCACAAUCAUGAAUAAAUCGAGCCGAAUAAAGUUUUCCUGUUAAUUGUAAAAGAUGAUUCCAGGUAUUUUAGUAGGUUAUUUCUGUGGCCUUUGCAUUGCAGGUAUUGCCUAAAAGGACCAACAUGCCAGGAAUCAGCACCACAGACAGGGGGAUUCACAGAGGUGCUCGAUCCAGGGGACGAGGUUUCCACCCACCCAGAUACAACAAUGGGUAUCAACAAGGCAGGUUCCGCUACAACACUGGCCCAGCCAGGUCAGUCUCACCACACCCCUACGGGCCCCCAGCUGGGAAGAGACACUGGGGGGUUCCUGAGCACCGUGAGCAGGGCCCUAAACGGCACCCAUGCCUUCUCCUCAUAACCCCACCCACUGACCACUCGGGGCCAGGGCACAGUGGACACAUGCACCCGCAGCAACACUACUGAAUCACGUCUGGAUUCAAGUGAUUGUUUGAUAUCAACAUGGAAUGAGAAUUUCAGGAAAUUGUGACUUGCUCGUCUCUACUCGACUCAUUUGCUAAUUAUUUUCUAUGCAUGUUAAUGGGCAGAAAUCGAGAGAAAGGCACAGAUUUCAACCUCGUCAUUGAAUUCAUUCAUGUGGCGUCUUUUGUUAACAGCCUCCAUAAAAAGCUAUUGCAACUUAAUCCUAACAAGUCAGACUUUGCAAUGGCCAUUUUUACCUCUUAUUGUACGGGAAAUGGAAGAGGCCAGCCUUGGUUUGCUGCUUAAUACUGUAAAAGAUUGAGCCUAUGGUAUUUUAUUUCUUGAGCAGUUUUACUGUGCCAUUAUUUACCCCAAGAAUUGUUUGAAUGCACAACCAUUUGCCAAUGUCAGAUACUUUUUUUGUAAGGAUGUUUUGAUCAGAUCACUCAUUUUGUUGGUGUGUGGCUAUUGAGCUUGUAAAUAAGUGUAGUUGUUGUAAAACACCAAACGCAAAUGAUAAAAUGUGGGGUGUGAUUGGCUUUCUUUUGUAUUUCUUUUGUAACUAUAUUGACAUGCAAUUGGCAGUUUGAGCGAUUGAGUUGUUGCUAUGUACUUGAAGCAAUGUUUAUUGCUGUGUAUAAUUUUCAAACAUCUUUGCUUUAGAAAUUAAUAAAUGAAUAGUUACACUUGAUAGUGCUUCCUUGAAAUGGAGUAAAUGAUCCAGAGGUUCUGAUGGAC
Coregonus sp. 'balchen' is the source of this 2992-nucleotide messenger RNA. The record is from the annotation of a GenBank genome assembly. Lineage: Eukaryota; Metazoa; Chordata; Actinopteri; Salmoniformes; Salmonidae.